Messenger RNA from Lotus japonicus, 2008 nucleotides. RefSeq names its product probable WRKY transcription factor 4. The coding region runs from base 111 to 1670 and encodes 519 amino acids. Gene Ontology annotation, biological process: regulation of DNA-templated transcription. Gene Ontology annotation, molecular function: DNA-binding transcription factor activity; sequence-specific DNA binding. The transcript is spliced from 4 exons. The record is from RefSeq and is a predicted model, not a curated record. NCBI's taxonomy places the organism in Eukaryota, Viridiplantae, Streptophyta, Magnoliopsida, Fabales, Fabaceae.
UUCUAGAUAACACAACACACACACACACACACACACACACUCACAAAACCAAACCCAUCUCAAUUAUUAUUAUUACAAAAAAAUCAACUACCAACCACCGCCACUAAAUCAUGUCCACCACCACUUCCAACGCCGAUGCCGUCACGGCACCGCCGGACCCACCCACCACGCGUCCCACCAUCUCCCUCCCUCCGCGCCCCUCUCUUGAGUCCUUCUUCGCCGCCGGCGCUGUUAGUCCCGGACCCAUGACGCUUGUCUCCAGCUUCUUCGCAACCGACGACUGCCGCUCCUUCUCACAACUCCUCGCCGGAGCCAUGUCCCCGCUUGCAUUCCCCGCCGCCGCUGAUAAGGAUGAUGAUGGGGCCCACAAGGGCAUCGGGUUCAAGCAGAGCAGACCGAUGAACUUGGUCAUUGCUCGGUCCCCUAUGUUUACUAUUCCUCCUGGUUUGAGCCCUUCUGGUUUUCUCAACUCCCCUGGUUUCUUUUCCCCUCAGAGCCCUUUUGGGAUGUCUCACCAACAGGCUUUGGCACAGGUCACUGCUCAAGCUGUCUUUGCACAAUCUCAAAUGCAAAUGCAAGCUGAUUACCAGCCAUCUGCAGAAACAACUUCAACUGAAGCACCAGUAGAGCAGCAGUCUUUUACUCUAAAUGAAGCUUCAGAGCAGCAAGGGGUAGCAUCUGUGUCCGAACCUAGAAAUGCUCAGCUAGAAACCUCAGAGCUCCCACCCGCUGAUAAGAAAUAUCAACCUUCUUCCCUGGUCAUUGACAAACCUGGUGAUGAUGGCUACAACUGGCGUAAGUAUGGGCAGAAGCAAGUUAAGGGGAGCGAUUAUCCACGGAGCUACUACAAGUGUACCCACCUGAAUUGUCCUGUGAAGAAAAAAGUUGAGCGUGCCCCUGAUGGUCGCAUAACGGAAAUUAUCUACAAAGGCCAACAUAACCAUGAAAAGCCUCAGUCUAAUAAGCGUACGAGAGAUAAUAGUGAGUCAAAUGGAACUGCAAACAUUCAACCUAAGUCUGAGUCAAACUCACAAGGUUUGUUUGGAAAUGUAAACAAAGUUAGUGAAAGCGCACCUGAUUGUUCAGUGCCUGAGAGUGACCAGAUCUCUAACCAAGGGGCUCCAAGGAACCUAGGAUCAAGUGAGAGUGCAGAUGUGGGUGAUGUAGAUAAUAGAGAAGAGGGAGAUGACAUUGAACCAAACCCUAAGAGAAGGAGCACUGAUCUUGUGGUUUCUGAAGCACCAGCUGCACCAAUGUCCCAGAAAACAGUUACAGAACCCAAAAUCAUUGUGCAAACAAGAAGUGAGGUUGAUCUUCUGGAUGAUGGCUACAGGUGGCGAAAGUAUGGUCAGAAAGUGGUGAAGGGAAAUCCUCAUCCAAGGAGUUAUUACAAGUGCACUAGUGCAGGAUGCAAUGUGCGUAAACAUGUUGAGAGAGCUUCCACAGACGCUAAAGCUGUGAUAACUACAUAUGAAGGAAAACAUAACCAUGAUGUCCCUGCUGCUAGAAACAGCAGCCACAACACAGCUAGUAGCAAUUCAAUGCAACCAAAACCACAAAACAUGGGGCCUGAGAAGCAUCCUUUGCUUAAAGAUAUGGAUUUUGGAAAUAAUAAUAAUGACCAGAGACCUGUACAUUUACGCUUGAAAGAAGAGCAAAUCAUAGUAUAAAGCCUGGUGCCAUUAUCAGUUGCUGCAUGAAGAGAACUCACCCUGGUACAGAAUGAAGUUGUUUCGAAAAUAAAAUGGAUAAUCUAAAGGUGUAGUUAAAGUUGGUAAUGGUAAGGUAUGCUCUUUUUUUGUAUGUAACACCUUUUUGUACAUCUAAGUUAUGGACUUGUUUGUAUAAGUCUUUGUUCACAGGUAUGAAAAAUCAAAGAUAAUUUCAAUUAAUGCAUGAACAUUGCUGUUCCUGGUACUGUCUAGUACUCCUUAUAAGAGGCAGUUCUAGAGUAAAUAACAUUUUGCUACUUGGAUAAUUAAUAAUUAUUUGUUAUGUUUUUAGAUUA